Messenger RNA from Tarenaya hassleriana, 1354 nucleotides. RefSeq names its product protein cornichon homolog 4. NCBI's taxonomy places the organism in Eukaryota, Viridiplantae, Streptophyta, Magnoliopsida, Brassicales, Cleomaceae. Gene Ontology annotation, biological process: vesicle-mediated transport. Bases 624 to 1037 code for a protein of 137 amino acids. The transcript has 4 exons. The record is from RefSeq and is a predicted model, not a curated record.
GGGUCUGACGCAUACCGAUCGGUUCGUACAGGAGUGAAAGCCAAACCCAAUAUACCGAUCGGUUCAUUUCCUCCGCUCAUUGUUUUUCCAAUCAACUUUCGCAUCAUGGAUAUCCACCGCGUCCGCGGCGAGCUUGCUUAGAUCAAAACCACCAUGGCUGAACAAUUUCAACACCUCCGGACAUCAAUCAACCGCCUCACGGAAUCAUUUUCGAGCGUUCCAACUGGAUCAUCUGAUCGUGGGAAGCGACCGGAAUGCCGGAAAAUGGGGCUUAUUUGUGAUCCACAAUAUUUUUAGGCCCACUAGUAUAUAUUAUAAAUGAUGUAUUUAUGAAAUUCGGUUUUAUUAAACCGGGACAAGCCGUCAAAUCCAAGAACCGAAAGUCUCGUGCUUUACAAUUACAAGGGCUUUCCGAUCAGAUUCUGAAACACAGACAAACCGAACUGAACGGUUCAGUUCAAGAUUCCGACCACGAAACUCUUCCCUGUUUCUCUUCCCUGAAUUCUCUCUCUCAGUUUUUCAUUUCAUUUCCUAAAAGAACUUUACGAACAUAGAAACGGAAUUUGGGGAGGGAAGAUAAUCUGAAUAGAUCCGAGGUAAGUGUCGGAGCGUCAGGGAAGAGGAUGGGAGAUGUCUGGACAUGGUUGAUUUCCUUCUUCUUCCUCAUUGCCCUUGUCGGAAUCAUCGUUUACCAGCUUGUUUGCUUAGCUGAUCUGGAGUUCGAUUACAUCAACCCUUACGACUCUGCCUCAAGAAUAAACUUUGUGGUAUUACCGGAAUUCAUAGUUCAAGGCACUCUAUGCUUAUUCUACCUCGUGACCGGACAUUGGUUAAUGACACUCUUGUGUCUACCCUAUCUCUACUACGAUUACCAACUUUACUCGAAAGGGCAGCACUUGAUAGAUGUGACAGAGAUCUUCAACUUGCUGAACUGGGAAAAGAAGAAACGGCUGUUCAAACUCGCAUACAUAAUCCUCAUCCUCUUUCUCACCAUAUUCUGGAUGAUAUACUCGGCGCUGGAUGGGUACGAGGACUGAGGUUGACACAGUUUAAUCUCCUCCAUGGAUGGAGAGACAGUUGAAAGAAUUGGUUGAUUGAAGCAGGUUUUUGUGGUUUAGUGGAUGGAUUUUUCCCCCCCAAUGUUUGUGCGUGCAAUUAAUGGCAGAGAGAUGUAUCCUUCUGAACUUGUAGGUUUGAUUUGGGCUGUCGGGAGAUGAAGAUUCUGUUUGAAAUUAAACCUCUGAAACCUCUCUCUCUCUCUCUCUCAAUUUUUUUUGUCUGAUUUUGUUUUUGGUUGUGUUAUGAGAAACAUUGUAUCGAUAAAUCUUAUUAACUUCGUUUUUCUUCAUACAAA